CAAAUUCGUCUGACUGACGUAACUUAAUUCUCCGCCUUUGCCUUGCCGCUCACCGUCUUUCUGACAGGACCUGCUGAGGAGCGAGCCGGACAAGAUGGCCUACUCGCUCGACUACUACACCUCGGUCAUCAAGAGCUCCGUCAACAACUUGACGGUGCAGCGCACACAUGAUCCCAUGCUGGUCGGAGCCAAGAAACUUGGCUUCAAGAUCACGCUCUACACGCCUCGACCUGCGCCAUGGGGCAACUUCUUCACGGCUGCCUUACACCAGCAGAUCUUUCUAUCCAUCCUCGUCGCUUUCAUGUACAGCCAGCGCGCUACACCCAAUGCGCUCUCUAGACAGUUUGUCUGCGCUGUCGGCGUAGGAUCAGUCCUCCUCUGGCCGCUCUUCUACGGCAAGACGGGCCUCGGCGUCAUCGAUUUCGGCAUGCCCGCUUACGGCUUCCUCGGCUCGCUCCAUAUCGUCGAAGUCUUCCUGCUCAGAAACCCAAAGGAGCUCGAAAGCUGGUCUUUCCGCAAAUUUUAUACCACCAUCUUUACAUUCCCGCGAGAAGAGAACCUGUCACCCAAUCCGCGAUGGGAGAACCUCAAGGCGCUCGGCGGCUGCGGUCUCAAGUUCCUCAUGGUCAACAUCCUGCUCUAUGCAGCGCCUCCUCCCGAGAUCAUGGCCCAAGUUGACAGCAAAUUUGCGUUUAUCGGUUACAACUCUAUCCUAGGCCUCUGCGUUCUCGGCACGCUCGGCUUCCUCAUCGAAGGCAUCCUCAGACUGCAAGGUCUCAUCUGGGGCGUCGAGCAACACGAGAUGUUCCACAACCCUCUUGGCGCCACGAACAUUCGUGACUUCUGGGGCCGAUGGAAUCUGGCCAUCAAGGUUGCGCUGCAUCGUGUGAUCUUCCACUUCAAGCAAGCUCAGAAACAAGGCGGCACUGCAAUUUCCAAGAAGCCUGCCAACGGAGCUGCCAAUGGAUCGGGCAAGAACGGCAAAGCGAUCCGACACCACCGCGACAUGCUGUCAGAGACCGAGGCGAGCGCAGACGAAGCUGGUAUGGACAAGAUGCAAGCUGCUAAGCGUCAAGCGGUGGAGAAGAAGCGCUCUGAGCAAAAGGAAGCCAAGGCAGCGAAGAAGCGCUCCUCGUUCGCAAAGAAAGCUUUCAUGGCCAUCAUCACUUUCCUCGCCUCUGGCCUGUUCCACGAAUAUAUGAAUGCGCUUGCCUUUGGUGGCGCAACAGGCGAGAACGUCACUUUCUUCCUCGUCCACGGCGUCGCCACCGUCGUCUAUACUUACUUCAGUCGCACUUUCCCGUCAGCAAACAACAUGAUCCCCUCACCCGUUGCGAUCAUCGUGACCAAUGCUCUCGUCUGGUCAUCGGCGCCACUCUUCUGCAUGCCUUUCAUUCGCGCAGGCUUCUUCGAAGAUCUCAAAGCAAUCGGUAUCUUCGGACCGGUCCGCGGUUUCAUCCAUCUCUAUGAACAUCCCAUCUUUGGCGGCAAAGCCUGAACAGCCCACUGGUCCGAACACGUCUAGAUGAACUCCGCCGCGAGAAAAGAUACCCAAGAGCAUGACACAGGGGAAAGCUUAUCUAUCGCAGUUCUUCCCUCACGAGUCUGCGUUGUUCAAUGUAUCAUCGUCGAUC
Mixia osmundae IAM 14324 is the source of this 1634-nucleotide messenger RNA. RefSeq lists its product as uncharacterized. Bases 95 to 1498 code for a protein of 467 amino acids. The transcript is spliced from 6 exons. Gene Ontology annotation, biological process: lipid metabolic process. The record is from RefSeq and is a predicted model, not a curated record. Lineage: Eukaryota; Fungi; Basidiomycota; Mixiomycetes; Mixiales; Mixiaceae.